AUGUCUCAAAAUAGUGAGUUGAAUAUCAGUGCAGGAGACCUUAUCCCCUCCCCCACUACAUAUUACCUUGCACAGAAGUACCUUGGCAACGGUGCCUAUGGGAUGGUGAUCCAAUGCAGAAAUGUGACCACCGGUGAAACGGUGGCUUUAAAAAUCAUCCAAAGCACCGAAAACAUUGACUGUGCACAAGAAGAGGAGGUCAUCCUCCAAACCAUGAAGAAGCUCCACUCAGACAGAUUCAACAUCGUCAGCUUGUACGAGACAUUUUUGUACAAGGAACAUUACUGUCUAGUGUUUGAGCUCCUGGAUAUGGAUCUGCAGAAAUUCAAACAGAUCAACCCAGGUCAACACCUUCAGCUGAAGCAGAUCCGCCCCAUUCUGCAGCAGCUAGCUACAGCCUUGGACUUUCUGAACAGUGCAGGGAUCAUUCAUUCAGAUUUGAAGCCAGAUAACGUCAUGUUGGUGGAUCAUGUCAGGCAGCCACUCAAAGUUAAAGUCAUUGACUUUGGCUUAUCCUUGGAUGAUCCUGAGGAAAUGACUGGUGAAACCUUCCAGACCUUGUGGUACAGGUCUCCUGAGAUUCUUUCUAAAGAUCCUUUCAGCGGGAACAUCGACGUAUGGUCUCUUGGCUGCAUUGCUGUUGAGAUGUCAAUGGGCACACCGCUGUUCCCUGCCAAUGAUGAGGAUGAUUUGGGGAAUCAUCCUGUCUGGGUAGAAGACGCCCAAGCUGAAUAUGUGGACCUGCAGUGCUUUAUGGACCUAAUGACACAGAUGCUGAUGAUGAGUCAGCAUGAAAGAAUUACCCCCAGCAGAAUUCUUCAGCAUCCGUUCAUCACGAUGAGCCACCUACAAGGGUCAUACAAAAACAGCCUCUAUGUGAAGUCAUGUGAGGAACUGAUGGAAAUCUGCCAGAAUCAGAGCUCUGAGGAUGGAAGACAUGGAGACCAGGUGAACCUGCAAAUGUCCCUCAACGAGGGCUCCUCCAGCAGCACUGCCAGCCCAGCCAAGGAGGGCCGCAACAGACCAGAAGACUCCCAAGCCACAGUCAGAAGGAGCAAACGGCUGGCAGCCACACGAAAAGGUGCAAGUGGGCAAACGGGCCCAAUCUGGCUCAAGAGGAUGAGAAACAAGCAUGAUCCCACAUCCAAAGGCAACCCCUCAGAAAAGGAGACAAACAUGGGCCCUGCUGGGAUGAGAGACGAGAAGCAUGCAAAAAUGAACGCAAAGCGUGGCAACAGGCCAAAAGAGUCCCAAGCCACGGUCAGAAGGAGUGAACGGCUGGCAGCCACACGAAAAGUUGCAAGUGGGCAAACGGGCCCAAUCCGGCUCAAGAGGAUGAGAGACAGGCAUGAUCCCACAUCCAAAGGCAACCCCUCAGAAAAGGAGACAAACAUGGGCCCUGCUGGGAUGAGAGACGAGAAGCAUGCAAAAAUGAAAGCAAAGCGUGGCAACAGAUUAGAAGGGGUGAAGCAGAGGGAAGAACAGAGCCAUCCCAUAUGGAUUUGA
Messenger RNA from Platichthys flesus (European flounder), 1506 nucleotides. RefSeq names its product homeodomain-interacting protein kinase 3-like. The transcript is spliced from 8 exons. The record is from RefSeq and is a predicted model, not a curated record. Gene Ontology annotation, biological process: peptidyl-threonine phosphorylation; peptidyl-serine phosphorylation. Gene Ontology annotation, molecular function: ATP binding; protein tyrosine kinase activity; protein serine/threonine kinase activity. NCBI's taxonomy places the organism in Eukaryota, Metazoa, Chordata, Actinopteri, Pleuronectiformes, Pleuronectidae. The coding region runs from base 1 to 1506 and encodes 501 amino acids. Gene Ontology annotation, cellular component: cytoplasm; nucleus.